GUGGUUUGAACGUGUGCAAGAAUUUGUGUGUGAUGUGUUCUGGAGUUUGGGAAUGUGUUUUGUGUUAUUUUGUUUGAGCAGGUUUUUUUGUGAUGAUAGAUCUUGAGAAGAUCUUUCCGACGCAACGAGAAUCCCUUCAAUCGGAGCAAGAACGCGAAAGCUAUGAAGAUUCAAAGUUCAUGAGCUUGCGUUACAAUUGCGGCGGUUACAAAGUGAAGUUGUGGGGUGACUUUAUAUGGAGUUGGGACCUUGGGGUUGGGAGAAGAUGAAUGAGAGAGGAGGAGAUGCUAAUGGAAGAGGAGCUGUAGCUGAGAAGACAAGUGAGCCGCCGCCAUCAAAAGUUGAAGCUUUGGAUGGCUCCAACUAUGAGGAAUGGAGCGGACGGAUGAGGAGUGCCUUCAAACGCUACAAGCUACUGAAGAUUGCUGUUGGGGAAGAGAAGAUGCCAGAAGAAGGCGAAGCACGCGAACCGUGGAUUGAGAAAAGCGCGGUGCUUUUCGACCUCAUCCUUCAAUCGGUCAACAAGGAGAUGUUCGAGCACAUCAAGGAUCUUGUGGAAGCGGAUGAUUCGGGUCCAAGGGCGUGGAAACUACUACGCGAUGUGAUUCAGCCCAACACUCUCCCGAUGGUGAUCGUGCUCGAGAAGGAACUUGCUGCCAUCUCCAUGCGACCAGGGGACGAUGUGAAGCCGGUCCUUGACAAGAUCAAGAACACCUAUGCAAGGAUGGCAGCAGCGGGCAGCAGUGUAUCUCAGCUGCAGCAGUGCACCAAGAUCAUCUCGGUGUUGGACAACUCUUGGGACAACCUCAUCCCCACCCUCAACUCUCAGCAAGAUCAAUGGACACCUGAGUGGCUAAGGCAGCAGAUUCUGCAGGAGGACUUCCGCAGACGCCAUGUGGGAGGCGAAGUGACAGUGUCAAGGGAUGUGAAGUUUCUUGAGUCCCUGUACUAUAAGGAAUGGAAGCAGCAGCAACAGAAGCUUCCAUCUACACCGCUCAUUGUGGAGGCAGAUGAGUUGCAGCAGCCUUCAAGACAGGUGGAGGUUGCAGUGUCAGAGGAGGAGAUGUCUGGGGUGACUGAGGAAGGGGGAGCAGCUGAAGUGGAGCAGCAACAGCAACAUGAGUCUCCACCUCGAGUUCCACAGCCGCCUGAGCGACCUAGGAGGGAUGUGCGCCCUCCUGUGAGGCUGACCUAUGGGGGAAGAGGCAAGCCAAAUGUGGUGCAGGCUGGGAGUGUGCUGGAAGCGGCCAAGAGGUUGGUCCGCUAUGUGAGUGCUACGGCAUCAGUGGGAUUGGAGUACAGUGGAGUGAGGCAGCGGUUGCAGAGAGGUGCUGCAGAUGUGAAGAGUGGAGAGAUGCUCUUGAGUUGCUAUACUGACGCUAGCUUCAACUCAGUGAAAGCGGAUGGCACCAGCAUUGGGGGAUAUGUGUGCUUGCUAGGAGGUGGUGCUGUGAGCUGGCGCAGCAAGAAGCAGAAUGAGGUGGGAUUGUCCUCAUGUGAGACUGAGUACAUGGCCUUACACCAUGGGGCCAAGGAAGUGGUGUGGCUGAGGCGCUUGUUGGAGGAGUUGGGAGUUGGUCAGGAGAAGCCGACAGUUGUGUUUUGUGACAAUGAGUCCGCUGUGAAGCUCGCCAAGAAUGCUUGUCUGCAUGGGCUGACAAAACACAUAAGGCCUAAGUGGCAUUGGGUGAGGAGACUCCUUGAUAAGGAGGUGCGGCUGGAGAUAGUGAAGACCCAUCAGCAGGCAGCAGAUAUUUUCACCAAGCGUCUGGCGGAGGCGGAUCAUUGGAAGGGCAUGAAGCUUGCUGGGAUGAGUGUGCAUUGAGUAUGCAUGCUUGAGAUGUGGUAUGGUGGAUGAUGGUUGGCAGCCAGAGGGGGAGAUUGUUGUGUGAUGUCAUCAUAUGCUAUCACAUUCUGUCUGCCUCCCAUCCCAUGUUUUCAACUUGCAUGUGUGGUUUGAAUGUGCAAGCAUUUGUGUGGUGUGUGUUCUGGAGUUUGGGAAUGUGUUCUGUGUUAUUUUUGUUUGAGCAGGUAUUUGUGAUGAUAGAUCUUGAGAAGAUCUUUCCGACGCAACAAGAAUCGCUUCAAUCGGAGCAAGAACGCGAAAGCUAUGAAGAUUCAAAGUUCAUGAGCUUGCGUUACAAUUGCGGCGGUUACUAAGUGAAGUUGUGGGGUGACUUUAUAUGGAGUUGGGACCUUUGGGGUUGGGGAAACUUGUCACUCUACUGUAACAGCUGCAAAUAGGUUGGGAACAACCAAGCUAGGUUGGCAAGGGUGGCCAACUUGGAUGGAUUGGUUGGGAAGGGACAAAGGUCAAAGUUGAGGUUCCUAUAGGGAGGGAAUCUUUGUGCUUAUGGGGUUUCCUUGGUUGGGGACUCUCUUGGGACCUUCCCUCUCAUCCCUCUCUUCCUAUCCCAACCUUUCUCUUGCUCCUUCUAAUUCCUUGUGAGAUUCUUGAACUUUGAUUGAACCUUUGAGAUUGAGUUAAGUUCUC
This is a messenger RNA of Closterium sp. NIES-67, 2494 nucleotides long. The record is from the annotation of a GenBank genome assembly. Lineage: Eukaryota; Viridiplantae; Streptophyta; Zygnematophyceae; Desmidiales; Closteriaceae.